Molecule: messenger RNA, 909 nt
Organism: Haemonchus placei
Lineage: Eukaryota; Metazoa; Nematoda; Chromadorea; Rhabditida; Trichostrongylidae
Source: the annotation of a GenBank genome assembly
AUGUCUGAAGACGCUAAUGCUCGCAACCGGAAGGCUGGAACGAGUAAGGAAGGCGAAACAGAGCACAAUCCCGAUGAAGCGAAGGCGCCUCCGAAGUCUGACCUAUACAGCCGAUUUGUUGAAAGUUUCGAAAAUGCUCUCAAUACUGUAACAAGCACUGUGAGUAGUGCUGUCAAAUCGGGCUCAGAGGGACACUGUGUUGCAAAAUCAAAACUCAAGUCUUUUACUCUGGAAGGUAUAGCUGAUUUCAUGAAGACGGAGCAUCCGAGCAAUGUUGUUGUGAUGACUGGCGCUGGCAUUUCGACUUCUGCCGGAAUACCCGACUUCCGUAGUCCAGGAACCGGUUUGUACAACAAUUUGCAAAAGUAUAAUCUUCCCGAUCCGCAAGCAGUUUUUGAUAUCUCGUUCUUCCACGAAAAUCCUGAGCCGUUCUUCGCUUUAUCCAAAGAACUUUUUCCUGAAAAUCUAAAGCCAACUCCAUGCCAUUACUUUGUGAGGCUGCUCGAAAAGAAGGGAAUUCUACGAAGGUGGUUCACACAGAACAUCGACUCACUGGAAUUUUUGACUGGAAUACCCGAAGAAAAGGUGGUUACUGCUCACGGUUCUCAUCGCACUAGCACGUGUACCCAAUGCAGUAAAAAGUUCGAUCUUCAGUGGCUCGAAGAGCGCCUGAGGGAUAAAAACUGUUUGGUACCAAGAUGCGACAAGUGUGAAGGUGUUGUAAAACCAGAUAUAAUUUUUUUCGGAGAAAAUCUACCGAAACGUUUCUUCCAGUGUGCUAUAUCGGAUUUUCCCAAGUGUGAUCUUUUACUAAUUAUGGGUACUUCGUUAGUGGUUCAACCGUUUGCCAGCUUAGUCAGUGAGGUAAGCUUAGUCAGUGAGGUAAAUUUCAGUCAGUUUCACGAUUAG